AUGAACCUCGCUCUCCCUGCUGGAUCUACAGUCGUCGUGACGGGAGCCAACGGCUACCUGGCGUCACACACCAGUAAUGAACUGCUCAAAUUGGGGUACCGCGUGCGCGGCACCGUUCGCAGCCCUAAACCUUGGCUAAAUGCCUUUUACGAGAGAGAGUUCGGGCCAAACAGCUUUCACACAGUUCUCGUGCCGGACUUUCGUGAUCCCGAGGCCAUCGAAGCUAUACUGACCGGCGCGGAUGGGGUCGUACACCUGGUCUCCGACUUCACACUAGGAACUGACAUCAAUGAGGUGGUUCCUUGGUCCCGACAAGCAACCUUGAGCGUCUUACAGGCGGCGUCACAAGUAUCAUCCGUGCGUAGGGUGGUGCUCAUCUCCUCGUCAAUGGCGUCGUAUACUCCAAACCCUGGACAGCAAGGCAUGGUGGUCGACCAAGAUACCUGGAAUGUGUCCGCUGUUCUCAAAGCCUUAUCGCCCUCUUGGAACCUCAAGACGCAACUACAUGACGCUGCGCCCCGAGGGGUGCAGAAACGGCAGGUCGAGGUAUACAGCGCCUGUAAGAUGAUCUGUGAGUGGGAGGCGUGGGAAUGGGUGCACUGCCACCGACCUGCCUUUCAGUUCAACACUGUAGUCGCAGCGUUUGCGGUCGGCAAGAUCCUGAUGGACGAGAUCCCCGGCUCGACCAUGAACUGGGUACGCGGCCUGCUUCACGGGGACCGUACCCCAAUGACUCUUGUUCCACCCAAGUGGUUUGUCGACGUCGAAGAUAUCGCCCGGCUGUUUGUGAUUGCUUUGCUCGAGCCGACAGUAGCCUCGGAACGCUUGUUCGCCUUUGGUGAGUCGGCCAACUGGACAGAUGUCCUCACCAUUCUGGAGCAGCUACAGCCCGAAAACCCGUUGAUUCCACGCCCGAUGCCCGGGGAGUUGCACGAUUGCGCGGACAUUCAGCCCCGCGGGCGGGCGAUGCAGUUGCUUCGCGAGUUUUACGGCCAACCAGGCAUGACGCCUAUUGCAAGGAGUAUUGCCCGCGGAAUUGGCUGUGAACCCUUGAAGAACUGA
Aspergillus brunneoviolaceus CBS 621.78 is the source of this 1062-nucleotide messenger RNA. Its product is annotated as NAD(P)-binding protein. The transcript has 5 exons. The record is from RefSeq and is a predicted model, not a curated record. Gene Ontology annotation, molecular function: oxidoreductase activity, acting on the CH-OH group of donors, NAD or NADP as acceptor. Lineage: Eukaryota; Fungi; Ascomycota; Eurotiomycetes; Eurotiales; Aspergillaceae. The coding region runs from base 1 to 1062 and encodes 353 amino acids.